Mustela erminea (ermine) is the source of this 2371-nucleotide messenger RNA. RefSeq names its product growth arrest specific 2 (gene GAS2). Gene Ontology annotation, molecular function: microtubule binding; actin filament binding; cytoskeletal adaptor activity. Gene Ontology annotation, cellular component: actin filament. Gene Ontology annotation, biological process: actin crosslink formation. Lineage: Eukaryota; Metazoa; Chordata; Mammalia; Carnivora; Mustelidae. The transcript is spliced from 9 exons. The coding region runs from base 411 to 1406 and encodes 331 amino acids. The record is from RefSeq and is a predicted model, not a curated record.
CCAGUUGUUUAUAGGAGAUCUUUUGUGGGGGGAAAUAAGAUCUGCAUGGGCACAGGAACACCCAUUUGGCCUCCUACUGUUAAAAUAAAGGCUCAGACAAGUCGGAUGUGCCAGCCAGGCGGGGAAAGUCCACCUUUCCCCCUCACCUAGCGCCGAGGUUCGCAGACGCCAGGCUGGGAAGGAGCCCUUGUGUCUCCUUGCUUCCUUCCCCCAACCUCUUAGACGCGGGGACGCUGAUUAGCUGCAGCUGGGGUCUAGUUAGCCCGGCCUUUGAAAUCGAUCAAUGGGUUCCUUCUCGAGGAAUGCUCCCCCCUAACUGCGGAGGAGGGGGUGGUGGCUGUGGUGGCCUUCUCCAACAUGGGCGUCCUGGUUCUGACCGCCUAAGAAAAGGUUUUACGAGUGCAUAAAUAAUGUGCACUGCUCUGAGCCCAAAAGUGCGCAGUGGACCCGGCCUGUCUGAUAUGCAUCAGUAUAGCCAAUGGCUGGCCAGCAGACAUGAGGCUAAUUUGCUACCGAUGAAAGAAGAUCUGGCCUUGUGGUUAACCAAUCUAUUAGGGAAGGAGAUUACAGCAGAAACUUUUAUGGAAAAACUGGAUAAUGGUGCCUUGCUCUGUCAACUUGCAGAAACUGUUCAGGAGAAAUUCAGAGAGGGCAUGGAUGCUAACAAGCCUCCAAAGAAUCUGCCCUUGAAGAAGAUUCCGUGCAAAGCCACUGCACCCUCAGGCUCCUUUUUUGCCAGAGACAAUACAGCAAAUUUCUUAUCCUGGUGCCGAGAUUUAGGGGUAGAUGAAACGUGUCUAUUUGAAUCGGAAGGUUUGGUCCUCCACAAGCAACCCAGAGAAGUGUGUCUCUGUUUGCUGGAGCUUGGCCGGAUUGCAGCCAGGUAUGGUGUGGAGCCUCCUGGUUUGAUAAAAUUGGAAAAAGAGAUUGAACAAGAAGAAACACUUUCUGCUCCCUCUCCUUCACCUUCUCCUUCAUCAAAGUCUUCUGGAAAAAAGAGUACGGGGAACUUACUGGAUGAUGCCGUGAAGCGAAUUUCCGAAGAUCCUCCUUGCAAAUGCCCAAACAAAUUCUGUGUGGAGAGGCUCUCUCAAGGAAGAUACCGAGUGGGAGAAAAGAUCCUCUUCAUUAGGGGUCUUCAUGGUUGUUACUAUGUCUCCACAGCCAAAGCAAAGCAGACAUUUAAGAUGCUGCACAACAAACAUGUCAUGGUCCGUGUGGGAGGAGGAUGGGAAACUUUUGCAGGGUAUUUGUUGAAACAUGACCCCUGCCGGAUGCUGCAGAUCUCCCGUGUCGAUGGCAAAACAUCCCCCAUCCAGAGCAAAUCUCCAACCCUUAAGGACAUGAAUCCAGAUAAUUACCUGGUGGUCUCUGCCAAUUAUAAGGCUAAGAAGGAGAUUAAAUGAAGCUAGUUGGUCGCUAUAAGGGGACUCUCAUAAUGGCCUGUACCCACUUCUCCAGUGUAGUCAGUUUAGUCCACACGCUCUGAAAAUCACUUUGAAAAAAGGAGUAACAGACAGAAAAAUGUCAUUACUAUUGAAAAAUGUUCAGAGAGUAGCACUAUUUAUUUUGUUGCUUCUGUAGAAAAUGACCAAUUAAAUUCUAAACUCAGAUUUAAAUUAGAAAAAUUGUAGGCAAAUUAUUAUUUUUCAGUAUGUGAACACAGUAUUUAGUACAUGUUAGAAAUACAAUCCUAGCUAGAGAUAAAAACUGCUCUUAGAAGAAAAUAUUUAGGAUUUCUAGAUCAGUCAACAGGAAGUGCCUGCCUUAUGUCUACAAAAAGCACCCCAGACACUUUUAUAAUUGCAGGCUUUUUAAGCCAAAUUUUAAAAAGGUGACAAUUAGUGUGAUAAUAUGUACUAAAAAAUCUUCAACCACACCAUGAAUAAGUGCAGAGCGUUCACAACAGUAAUACUUUACUGGAAAGGCCACUUUAGAAAAGUUUACAUUCGCUUGGAAGAUGCCUUAAAGUUUAUUCCUUAUCUAUGACCAAAUAUCUGGGGUACUUUUGGAAGUUUUCAGUACACCCUUUAGAGGAUCGCUUAUGAAGUAUUUCAUACAUUCCUAAGCACAUGGCGGUGUUGAGACUGACUUAGUGUAAUUCACACACAUAAGCUGACAUACGUUUAUAUUUUGACAGUAAAUUGUACAGUCAAGUGUUCAUUGACUUCAUGUUAUUUUAAAGCAUUUUCUUAUGAAAAUAUAUCUUUAGUUAAUCCUACUUUGCUAUGCUGUCUAGUAAAGUAAGUACACUGUAGCUGAUGUUGUUACAGACUUAUGUAUACCCUUGUAUACCUAGGACAGGGCUGUUUCGUACCCAUAAGCAGCAAACUAUUGUCCUCACUGAUUCAAGAAUUAAAAAGAUAAAUUU